UCUGCCAAAGACUUCUUGUGACCUUGGCCAAGUCAGUUAAGACUAGAUUUUCAAAGGUAUUAGGCAUCUGAAGAUAAUGGUGGAUGCCUAGUGGGAUUUUUCAGUUGCACUUAGCUGGGAAUUAAACACAGAACCCAUUUAGGUGCUUUUGAAAAUGCCCCUAGGUGCCUAUAGCAUUGUUAGGUUCCUAAUACCUUUGGCUCGAUGUCUUUCUCUGUGCCUCAUUUGCCAAUCUGUAAAAUAGGGAUGAUAUUUCCAUAGUUCAUGGAGGUGUUGUAUUUAUCCUCGUAUUAAAUUGUAAGGUGUUCAUAUCCCAGUAUUAGGGACCAUGUCAGAGCGUAAGAGAUGUAUGUGAGGAGAAAUUUCAUCUUCAUGUCUACAGGCAGUGGGGAAAAAAUGCACCUAAAACCAAAAUUGUUUAGAUGACUACAGUCUUUGACUUUUUUUCACUUUUGCUUUCUGGUUCAUUAGUCCCCCGCACUUGUGCAGUCUGGAACUUGGAAGGUGAGUGAGGUUAAGAUGCCUGUCUUGUCUUGAUUCUAUUAUGAUGUACAGGCGUUUCCUGUCCCAGUCAAACCACCAAUGUCCUUGCAAAACCCAGCUUUUUAAGUCCUGUGCACUGUUCUAACGUUAAAGAAUUUCAUUAUCCUGUAAUAUAGGGAAGUUAAGUGCCCAGGGCUAUCUCAGAGAGCCUCAAAAAAAAAAAAAGUCUUGUUUGUAAUCUUAGUUACAGUGGCACGUUUUCUAUUAGCGGUGUCUUCAAACCACAUUCACCCUGCCCUUGAUUUUCUUCACUGUUUGGGUUCUUUCCAUUGUGGCUCUCCAUGACGUUCGCUAGCAGCACUUGGAUUAGUAUUUUUCUCUUUUUAAAGAGGAAGCAAUAGAAAUUUGUUGGUUGGCCCAUGAACACAAGCAGUAUUACUCAAGCAUUUCCGUUAUAUACAGCAGUGAGGACAGUUGUAACUGGACAGCUAGGGCAAUCAGACUUUCUGCUCCCUUGGGGUAGAUGUGGUCAGAGCCGCUGUUGUGGUGGAUAGCUUGGUGGCAGCAUACAACACAUUUUGCUGCUAAUGGAGAACAUGAGCACCAUUGAAGCGGCAGAGUCGCUCCUACGAACGGAAGAAACCUUCUCCGCGUGUCUAGCGCGUAUCAACACCAUCGUUCUCAAGCCCUUGCUCGAGGCGGAGCCUUAUGAGCAAAAAGGAAAGGAUAACUUGAAAUUAUUGCUGCUUUUGAACGACCGCUUCCACGCUCUCUGGGACCUGACAGAGGAAAACCACCAGACGCUGAAACAGAAGUUCAGCGUCUCCGAGUCGCUCUGCCUCCAAGACCUCUACAUCCUGUGGAAGGGAGACCUGUUUCUCAGUAUCUACAUCCAAUACUUUGUCACCUUUGCAAACUGUGUUGUAGUCCAGGGCUUUGACCAGGCAGCAAAGAAUAAAAGUGAAUUCUGGAAGACGCACAAGACGGCGCUGAAGCAAUUCCUUGCAGACUUCACCUCUGAGACGUCCAUACCGGUGGCCCUGCAUACAGUACUCCAUAAACCUCUCCGGGAUCAUGUGCAGCAAUAUGCCCUCAUCCUUACCCAGCUCAGCGAGGCCAUUGGCAAGAGCCCUGACCGAGAACUCGUCACCAGUGCGGCCAAGCAAUAUGCCAAGCUGCAGUCUUUCAUCAGCCAGGUCCUGGAUGAAGCCUGUCUGACCAAAGCCCUGUGGAAGUCCUUGGGGCACAAACUCACGGACUUGCUCUGUGUUCCUGAGCGCAGGCUGCUGGAAGACAGCAAAAACCUUCCAGUCUUUGCCAGCAUGGGCCGAACCGACCGGGUUCUGCUCUUUGAUGACAUCCUAGUGCUGAUUCAGGGGAACAACUGCCAGAGUUUUGAUCUGAAGCUGGUAUGGGUCGAUGGAUCUGGCAGUGAAAAGCCAGACAGGCAUACGGUUCAUAUUGUCACACCAGAAGAAGUGUUCUUCCUCUCUAUCAAAGAGCCACGGAUAAAGGCAGUCUGGCAGUGGAAGCUGAAUCAAGCUGUGCGCCAGGCGCUGAAUGGGAAAAGGGAUUUCCCCUUGUGGGGCGAGGCCGGGGAGGGAAGCAAGCCUCCCGUCCAUCGCUUCUUCACGUAUGCGUUCCGAGCAGAGGGCAGAUUCAAGAAUGCCGCGUAUGAAGGUGAAUGGUCCUGGGGGAAACCACAUGGCAAGGGGACGCUGAAGUGGCCUGAUGGCCGGAACCAUGUUGGGGAUUUCAAAGAGGGCCUGGAACAUGGGUUUGGAAUCUGCCUUAUCCCGUUCGUCUCCGAAGACAGGUACGACUGCUACAAAUGCCACUGGUGUGAAGGCAAAAUGCAAGGCUAUGGAAUCUGUGAGUAUGGAAAUGAGAUGGUUUACAAAGGAUACUUUAACAAUAAUCUGCGUCAAGGAUUUGGCAUCCUGGAAAACCCUUCAGCAGAGCAGCCGUUUAAGUACACAGGGCAAUGGGAUAAUGACAAGAAGAAUGGAUACGGAGUCUGGGAUGACAAGGACAGAGGGGAGAGGUACAUUGGGAUAUGGCAAGAUGACCACAGGCAUGGACAAGGCAUUGUGGUGACCCAGUCAGGCGUGUGCUACCAAAGAACAUUUCAUGCGGAUAAAAUGGUGGGUUCCGGGAUUCUCCUCUUAGAAGAUGACUCCGUUUAUGAAGGCAACUUCACAAGAGAUCUGACAUUUGUUGGAAAGGGAAAGCUGACCUUUUCCAAUGGCUUCACACUGGAGGGCACCUUUAGUAACAAAUCAGGCCAAGGGCUUCAGACACAAGGAAUCCUGAACACUUCCAGCGAUCAGCAAGAUGCCUCAAUAACCAAAGUUCAGCUGGGUCUUGAUGAGUUCCCGGUGGAGAAGAGAUGGCAGGGAAUCUAUGACCAGUUUCUGAAAUUCCUCCACUCUGGCUGCAAAGAAGAAAUGGAGGAGUCCUUCACGGGGUUCCAUAUACAGACAAGCAAGGAGCUGCGCAAGUCUCAGGAGUACCUCUUCUGCCAAAGGGGGCCCGAGGAUGUCUCUGCGAAGAUAGAUGAUGUCCUUGAAGAACUAGUUCAGCAUCAGGAGCUGGAGUCGCUCCAGUGUUAUUUACAAAAGGCUUUUAAGUCUUCCCUGCACCCACUAGGAAAGCUGUUGAAGGCCCUGACAUUCGCUUUUCAGGCUACAUACUCUGGGAUCGGGGCAAACAAGCACCUACUGAACAUGGCCCAAGAGGAGGUCAAGUACUAUGCCAAGAAAAUAUGGGAGUUUUACUGGGGUUUACUGCAUCUGGCACUGGAGCAGAAAGGCCAAGCACUCUCAGAGACGGAAGACAGAGAGAAAAGUGACCUGAAUGCAUACAGAGUGAUUCUGCCUCUGAUCCUGCCCUGUUUCUAUCCGGAGCUCUUCAUGCUGUACAUGCUCUAUCACGAGAAGGAAGAUGACCUCUACUGCCAGGGCAUUGUGGACCUGAGUUUAUUUCCUGACAUUAAGCUGCUAGAGUUCCUGGACGUACAGAAACACCUGUGGCCCCUCAAAGAUCUCACCCUAACAACCAAUCAGAGACGUUCUCUUGUCAAAGACAAGUGCUUCCUUUCUGCUACGGAAUGUUUGCAAAAGUUGAUCACUACUGUGGACCCCCGGGAAAAGCUGGAGAUCCUUCAGAAGACCUAUGAGGAGAUAGAGAGCACUGUGUCACGAGUAGUGGAGAGGGACUAUAAACUCCCAAUGGAUGACCUCUUGCCUCUGUUGAUGUAUGUUGUAUCACGGGCCAGAAUACAGCAUCUAGGAGCUGAGAUACAUCUGAUCAGAGAUUUGAUGGACCCUACCAAUGAAGGAGGGAUGUAUGACUUUCUGUUAACAGCACUGGAGUCGUGUUACGAGCACAUUCAAAAAGGUAUGAGGCUGCAUCAAAGGGAGAACUGGCAUGUGUCUCGUGAUCCUUGACCUUCACAAUCCAGAGGACAUCUUGUUCAUGCACUCUGAUGACCACACACUGUUAGGAGGUGAAAAGGGAAUUGAGUCACCACUGUUCUAGUUCACUUUCCAAUGGGACGAAUGUUUUGUUCUAGACUCAGGCUCUUUUCAAGUACAAACCUGCUAGUGUCUAGACUUGCAGUGAUGCUUGCAAUCUACAAGGAGCAAGAUCCUUCCUCAACCUCUAACAUCUUUUGCCCUUGUUGAAACUUGGCCCUGCACUGCUCUGCUUGACGUGAAUAACACAAAAUCUGGUUUUUAUUAUACCAUCCAUAAAAUUACAGUCCAAUUAUAAUCCACACCGUUGGAUAUUGACCUUAAAUCUUCAGUUUCAGCUAAUGUUCUGUGCAAACCCCUGGCCUUCCAUUUUUCAGAAUAAACCAUUUUGUGGCCUUUGCCGAAAACUUCUCACCCUACAGAUUAAUCCUGUUUUUCUGCAUUUUACAAGUCUGCCUCUGCUCCAUGACCUCAUUUUACUUCCUCCUGUUUUAUGGUUGGCAUUUGUUUUUCCAGGCCAAAAUAUCCAGGGCUAUAAAAACAAACAAACAAAAAAAACCUUUAAAACCAAAAUGUAACUGAUCUGCUUUGCCUGUGUGGUCCUGUCUGAUAGAAUCAGCUGCACAGAGAUCCUUUUCUCUUCCCCCCCCAGUACCCUCUUCCCAGAGAAGUGAAGAUUCAUGUUGUAUAGUGGAGUGAAGGAUCUUGCUCCAUUAUCCUUGCUAGACAAGCCAAAUCCCCUCUGUGCCAUCACUGUCGCAUUUUAAAGCUGCUAUUGUCUAACUUGAUGAUUUACAGUUGGACUAUAAAAAUCAAUAUUUUUUACCCUGCUGAAUCCUUUAAUCUCAGGGAUGUUGCUCUGUAAGCUUCCAUACCUUGUUGCAGAUAGGGGCCACUCAGUUCACCUGGCGUACAUGGCACAAGGGGAACUAGAACUGCCCUGAAGUGAAAGACCUCUGAAAUGCUGCAAGGCAAUUUAAAAAACAAAUGUGGUCCUGCAGAAAAGCCGUGACCUACUUAAAAUGAUGUCUUUGGGUGCUGACAUGCUACCCUACUGACUCAAUGGGGUGUAAAUAGGACAGAAUCUGACCCCAUUAUUUCAAUGGUGAUUUUUUUUAUUAAAAAGGCAAACUGUAUCUAAAUGUUGCACUCAAAUUGAAAUACACUAAAUAUGAAUUUAAGAUGCAUAGGAGAACAAAAGCUGUAUAUUUUAGAAUAAUUAAACAGUGAGUUUUAACUUUUUUUUUAAGAUGUGGGAUGGUCUGAUAUUGUAAUUACAUAAAACUAUAGACUGCACCUAAUUAUCACAAGUAUGUUUUAAAGAGUACACUGGAUAUAAUUGUUUUUGGGGCUGUGUUUUUUACAGUAACUUUGUAUUUAAAUAAACCUGUUACCUUUUUGAAA
Molecule: messenger RNA, 5363 nt
Organism: Dermochelys coriacea (leatherback sea turtle)
Lineage: Eukaryota; Metazoa; Chordata; Testudines; Dermochelyidae
Gene: ALS2CL
Product: ALS2 C-terminal like
Exons: 26
Coding region: 1071-3932 (953 amino acids)
Source: RefSeq, a predicted model, not a curated record